Acipenser ruthenus (sterlet) is the source of this 2522-nucleotide messenger RNA. Its product is annotated as BICD family-like cargo adapter 2. Gene Ontology annotation, biological process: vesicle transport along microtubule; Golgi to secretory granule transport. The coding region runs from base 444 to 1811 and encodes 455 amino acids. NCBI's taxonomy places the organism in Eukaryota, Metazoa, Chordata, Actinopteri, Acipenseriformes, Acipenseridae. The record is from RefSeq and is a predicted model, not a curated record. The transcript is spliced from 10 exons.
GGAGGGGCAUCGCUUUCAUUUGCUUUUCCAGACAUCCAUGGUUUCCAGCUCUUUCAUUUGCUUUUCCAGACAUCCAUGGUUUCCAGCUCUUUCAUUUGCUUUUCCAGACAUCCAUGGUUUCCAGCUCUUUCAUUUGCUUUUCCAGGCUCUCACUCUGCUUUAUUCCACUUUGCUGUGCUGUUGUUGUGGUGAACUUUUCUAAGGGCAGGACACAGUGAGGAAAGUCAGGGAUGAAGACAAGCAGAAUCGAGGCCGGGGUGUCAGAAUACAAAGAGAAGAGAUGAAAGACAGUGUGGCUUGUACUGUCACUCAUCAGAGCAACAGAAUGGAUUCUUCAUGCGUUUUCUUAGCAUACUUUGCAUCUUGAGGCAACACACUUUUUAAUCACAAAUUUCCAGUUUGGAAGAGGCCUCACUGAAACUAAACCAGGCUGGAUUAACUGCAUGGCUUCCCUGUCGUGGCGGAACCCGGAUCCUGCGAGGGUCAGGAGGUUGGCAUCCCAGUCCAGGAGGGACAGUCUGUCCUCCCCCAGUUUGGAGGAACCCUUCUUCCCAUUCCCGUCUCAGAGAAGAGAGUCUAUGGGGAGCCCCCUGCCCCCCCCACUGGAACACACCAGCUCCGAGCUACUGGAGAGGGACCUCAUACUGGCAGCAGAACUGGGACAAGCCUUACUGGAGAGGAACGAGGAACUGGGAGCCAAGCUGGAAGAGAGGGACAGAGAGAUAGAGCUGCUGAAGCAGCAGUGCUAUGAGAUGAAGCUGAAGCAGGACUCUGUGGAUCUGGAGUGGUCUCAGCACAGGGCGGACCUGGAGUCGGACCUGGGGCUGGCAAGGGCCCAGCUGGAGCAGUGGCAGAACCAGGACCGGGAGAGGCGGAGAGUGGAGGGGGAGGAGCUGAAAGAGCUGUCCAAUCACAACCAGAGGCUGGUGGAGCAGCUUUCUGAGGCAGUCAGGGUGCAGCACGAGUUGAUGUCAGAGCUGCGAACACUGAGGGAGGAGUUUGAAGAGAGAGACAUGAAGAAUUCAAUCCGGACGGCCAGAAUAGAAGGGCUGCAGGCGGAGAAUGUUCUGCUGCUGCAGAGAAAGUCAGAAGCAGAAAAGCAAAUGAAAUCGCUUCAGGAAGAGAAUGAGAGGCUGCGGAGCGCCUCUGAGGCUCUGCGGGAGAAAGUGCUGGAGCAGCAGGAGAGGGAGGAGGAGAAAGAGAGAGAGCUCUUACAGGGCAGGGCUGACUUGUUUGAGCAGCGGAGCCUGAACCAUUCCCUGCAGACUCGAAUUCGAGACCGGGGGGAAGAGGUCAGCUUCACAGAACCCGGGUCCUUCACACCCUCCAUCCAAUCAGAGCUGGAGCAAGCACAGAGAGCUGCCGUUUCUCAGGAGAUCUGGACGCAGAAAGUUGAGGAAACUCAGAGACUGGAAAAUGAGCUGCAGUGCCAGGGAGCUGAACUGGAAUCUUUAAGAGCAGAAGUGCAGCGUCUGAAACAGCAAGCUGAUCAAACUGACAAGAGCUCUCUGGAAGCUGAACUGGAUCGCGUCAGAUCGGAGCGAGACUCCCUCAACCUGCAGCUGUUUAACACCAUCCAACACAAGGUGGCGCUAGCACAGGAAGUGGAGGACUGGCAGGAGGACAUGCGGGUGGUGAUCAGACAGCAGGUCCGGGUGCAGAGCGAGGAGGAGAGAGAGAUGGAACGCAAGGCUUCAGUGAAGAGAAAGGACCGCUCCCAAUUCAACAGGAGAUCAUUCAGAGGGAGCGGAGAGGGGAGUGAAGGAGGGAGCAAGGAGGGAUUCUUCUCAUCCCUCUUCAAACAGAACUGAGAGACAGAGAGGGAGGGAGAGGAGGAGGGAGAGACAGAGAGGGAGGGGGACGUUUUUGUUUUUUCUUUUUUAAUUUCUGUUCAUGUAGGGUGAAUUGACCAAGCCAGUGUGAGCUGCAAUCACGAUGCACAACACUGCAGCGCACCACACAUUUACAAACAUGUGCCGGGCAGCUGGAGUCAAGGGUGGAGCAGCAUGGAGAAGCUACAGCACACAGCGAGGUCAAGAGAUCAGGAAACGCACUUCAUUCAAAUGCUGCUCACCACGGACUACAUUUAUGAAUUCCAGUACUAUAUAAAUAAAAGGGUCAUUUAUUUGAAAAGGAAUUGAAAAAAAGCAAUAAAUGCAACGCAGCUGUUUUAUACACAGUAUUUGUGGUUUAAUUUGAAAUGACCUUGAUGUUGCAUUACAGCUUUAACUAUACAUGAAAUAAACAGACACAUAAAUAAGAGAAGAGAAAACAGCAGGAGAGAGAAUCAAACAUGGAAACAAUGCUAGAGUCCUGCCUUCGGAAAGCAGCGGCCGAUGAAAUCAUGUGAAGAAAGCCCUUGUGUUUCUGUCGCUUCACGUGUGAAACGUGACGAGGGUGUGAGUGCAUCACCGACACAUCGUUUUCUUUUCAACACUCAUCCGUACUGUCACAGUGUACAUGUUUGGUUUCUUUAUUGAAGAAAGUUGUCUUUUUCUGUAAUAAAGUGUGUGUUUGUCAAA